CCAUGUGAACAGGAGGAAGCUUCAUUUCCGGAUUUGCUGAGUUGAUUUAAAAGUGGUCUAUUUUGCGUGGAAUCGGUGCCGGGAUCUGGAACCAAGGGAAUGGCUAAAGUGUUAAAGACGCUGCGCAAUCACUGGAAGAAAACAGCGGCCGGGAUUUGCGGACUGAGCUGGGGAGCGCACUGGGUGCACAGGAGAUACCGGGACAAUCUCUUGCGCAGGGCAGCAUGUCAACAGGCAGAGGAAUAUGGAAACCAGGUGCUGCCAAUCAGUGCAAAAGUGAAGAAAGCUACUGUCUUUCUGAAUCCUGCUGCUUGCAAAGGAAAAGCAAGAAGUCUCUUUGAAAAGAAUGCAGCACCAAUUUUACAUCUUGCUGGACUCGAUGUAACAGUGGUUAAGACUGAUUAUGAGGGCCAAGCAAAGAAACUCUUGGAACUGAUGGAAGACACUGAUAUGAUUGUUGUUGCUGGAGGGGAUGGCACCCUACAAGAGGUAAUAACUGGACUUCUUCGUCGAGAGGAUGAGGCUGUCUUUAGCAGGAUCCCCAUAGGAUUUAUUCCAUUGGGAAAGAUGAACUCCUUGAGUCAGGCACUGUAUUCUACCAACAAAGAACAGGCCAGACACAUUUUAAACGCCACACUUGCUAUUGUGAAAGGAGAGACUGUUCCCUUGGAUGUACUGGAAAUAAAGGGAGAUAAAGACCGUCCAGUGUUUGCAGUGUCUGGACUGCGAUGGGGAGCUUACAGGGAUGCAUCUGCUAAACUCAGCAAGUAUUGGUAUCUUGGUCCCCUCAAAGACAAGGCAUGUCAUCUGUUUAGUAUGUUUAGGGAAUGGCCGCAGACUCGUCAGACCUCCAUUACUUACCUGGGCCCAACAGAGAGACCACCAGAGCAACCAGAAGAGAAAUUACCAAGGCCCAAUCUCUGGCAAAGGAUACUAAAGAGACUGGAAUCGUACUGGGCCACUCCUAAAGAGGUGAUGCUGAUGCCAAUGGAGCCAAAGCACUGGAAGGAAGUACAGAAAACAGCAGUGGAAGUAACCAUCAGCACGCUUAACAAGCAGACAGACUUCAAGCGUACUGAAGAUGCCAUGAACAUUUGUAUAGAACCUGAUACUAUUAGCAAGCGGCAAUUUGUAGCCACGGGGACUCAGAAGUUAACUGAUCCACUCCUAUGUCCUGAAGGCAGCCAAGUUCUCCAAGCCAGUUUCUGUAAACUACAGCUACCCCAGGGAACAAAAGGUUUCUUCAGUAUAGAUAAUGAAGACUAUGAGGCUGUCUCUGUUGAUGUGAAACUACUUCCCCGAAAACUCAGGUUUUUCUGUGAUUCUAUCAAAAAGCAACAGCUACAAUAAUUGCAGACACACAACAUUCAAUAUCCCUCAGUUGAUACACUGAUUUUACCUGUUUACUCAACACAUCCAUAAACAUUCUUCUAUUACCCUUUUACUUUUGCUGAAUCUAAUUUUAUGUUCAGAAGCACAUAUUUUCAUUUGACAUUCUUAGAUUUCUGAGACAAGCAGAAGUUAGAGGUUUGGAGUGCAAGAGGACACUGAUUAAAAAAAAAACUUGUACUUUCCAAACCAAAACAGCCCAGUAUUACCUGAGAUUACGGAAUGUUCUUUUCAAGAUAUUUUUCAACAGCUGCUAUUGCUUGGAAAUCCGUUUUACAGGAUGAGAUGAGUUCCUUGCUAUUAUUAAUUUUCACACCACCUUCUUGAACAGAUGUCUAGCCUCUCCAGAACUGACUGUUACCAAGAAGGAAAUGCAACUGAAUCAAAGUUUUGAAAUCAGGAAAUAUGAUCAGUUAGUUAUACAGAGCUGCAGUAGGUAGUAACCCAUUCUCUAGUGUCUGGCCGAAGAGCUUAUUGUUUAUAUAGAAGGAACUCUCAUUGGUAAUGACGCUCACAUUUUUGGAAUGCUUUGAAACAAUUUGCAAUUAAUGAAUUACUCUUGAAAGAUGAUCAGUUUUGUUUUGUAAAAUUGAAACUCAAUUUGAUAGAAUAAGGUUCCACAAAUAACAAAUGACAUCUGUUUUGAAUAUUCUGAAUAUUUGUUGGAACAUAUCAAUUUUCAUAGAGAUCUUUUACAACACCUAAACAAACUGCGAGAAAGGUAAACAUUAUAUGAACACUGGCCAGUAUAAUGUUUGUUCUAUUGUAAUUUAUAUAAAUGAAAGAGAAAAAUAAUGUUACAUUUUUGCAAGCUGGCACAUGUUAUUUAAAUUAGAAAAUGCUGGAAAUAGCUAUCAGGUAAGAUCUCUGUCCACAUGUGUUCCCUGACCUGCUGAAUAUUUCUAGCAUCUUCUGAUUGUAUUUAAAAUUUCCAGCAAUGACAGUAUUUUCCUUUUUUAGAUGUUAAACCACUGGUACUGACCAGAACAGAAUGUGGGCUAAAAUAUACCAAAUGUUUGAAUGAGUUUGUGAUAUUACUGUGUUUGUGAUGACGCUGAUUAUUUCAUGGCUGGGUAUUUCUUCACUGUAAAUUUGUGUAAACGAGGGUUGUUUACUAAUACCUUGUGCAUGAGAAUGUGGUUUUGUGUGUGGGGUUUUCUGACCUGUAAGAAUGGUGUGUGUGUGUUGUGGGUGUGGAGGGAAGGAGUCUGUAACAAAACUUCUGUAAAGCCAGAUUCUGUACCUCUGAAAUUCUGUCUGGUGCAAAAAAAUUCUAAUUGUUGCUGUGUGCAAGUUAAUGUUAUGUAGCAGAAUGCUGAUUUAAGAGCGUCAUGGUUGUAUUCACUAAGUCUGCCUAAAGAGAGAUACUAGAAGCAUUCUUACAUACCUUCUGGCAGCCAGAUUAAAAGCAACAUGGGCUGAGAUCAGCCUUUAGAAAAAAAGAUGUCUCAUUUUGUCUUAAGUAUGGGUGUGGUUGUUUUUCAGAGCAAGACGCCCUGACCCUACCAAUGGGAAAGCCAGUCAGUCAGGUCCCUGCAUAGGUGUGCCAUUCCUUCUCAGACUGCUGGCUAAUCAGAAAUUGGCAGCCACUGGGAGCAGCAGCUAAGACCUGGGUUGUAGUCUGUACAGCAGCAUUGAAGGUCAGGACCAGCAAAAACACCAUGCUUUUUCAGGGAGACGGACAUGAUAAUGAGGAGGGGUGGAUUGAGGGAUCAGUGGCCAUAUUCCUGCCUCUCCAUUCAGUCAUUUUCCCAGAUUGUAACAGGUUGAAGUACCCCUAAGCCUGGCAGGAAAGCUGCCUCUUUCUUGCCUGCUCGAAAUAGAUAAUUAGGCCAAUGACAUGUUGAGGUUCUUAAAUGGUUGCUAAUUGACCAGUUAAGGGCUUAAUCUGUUUCAGUGUGGGGAAAGUUGUCAAUGAAUAUUCCUGCCCAGCACUAAUUGCAGAGGUGAUAGAAAGGGGCAAAUAUCUUCCUUGUGUCAACCAGCCCAUAGAAAUGGUAUAUUGCCCAUUAGAGUUUAUUUAUCGAUUCCUAGCUAAAUCCUGUAUGGCUAGGAAGAAGUCUUUCAAAUUGUUUUGUUGCCACAUCAUCCAAACCACUGACACGGUUACUGGUUCAGACUUUGAUAUCAUGAGGAAGAAGCAUCCUUCCCUUGUUUCCAAUGAUUUUGUGAUCAUUCAUAACAAAUAUAUAAAUUAGGAGGAGUAGGCUACUCAGCCACUCAGUCCUGCUCUGCCAUUCAGUGAGAUCAUGGGUUGAUCUUAAUUAAUCCACAAUGCCACACACCCCUGACAAUUUCACAUUUUCCUCCUGUUGUACUCAUUUUGCCACAACUUAACUUGUACACCAGCAACUUGAGCAAUCAUGUAUACAAAGUGUAAAGUGUUAGAUCUUGCUAACCAGUAAAUGACCCAUUUAUGCCAA
Stegostoma tigrinum is the source of this 3812-nucleotide messenger RNA. RefSeq names its product acylglycerol kinase (gene agk). The coding region runs from base 100 to 1350 and encodes 416 amino acids. The transcript has 15 exons. The record is from RefSeq and is a predicted model, not a curated record. Lineage: Eukaryota; Metazoa; Chordata; Chondrichthyes; Orectolobiformes; Stegostomatidae. Gene Ontology annotation, cellular component: mitochondrion; TIM22 mitochondrial import inner membrane insertion complex. Gene Ontology annotation, biological process: protein insertion into mitochondrial inner membrane; ceramide biosynthetic process. Gene Ontology annotation, molecular function: acylglycerol kinase activity; ATP-dependent diacylglycerol kinase activity; ceramide kinase activity.